UUCCACACACGCCUCCCCUCCUUUUCUUUCUCUCCCUUGGUCCUUUUCCUCUGGCUUUUUCCAGGCUUCAUGUCAUACCACGGCUAAUUCCUGAAAUUCCUGCCCACCUCUCUCUCUUCAAACAAGCGGCUCAGGGAAGCGGACGAGGCAGCAGAAAACAAAGAAAGAAAGAAAGAAAUAAGCUUACAAAAAGAAACAGAAAACAAACUUACGUUGUCAGAAAAGAGAAGAAAAGGAGAAGAAGUGACAUAGUGCUGUACCUGUCUGCUGCUGACACAGGACUGUGCUGCCACAUCCAGACUGAUCACCUGUGGAUUUCGUAGAGACUGAUCCACUCCUUGCUGCCUCUUCCCUCUCCUUCCACACCCACACCCAAGCCCUAAUCAUCCACCACUUGCUCUUUGGCCCCUUUUCUGUCCUCCCACCACGUCUGCAGAGUGGGCGACGGCUCCCUCCCCCAGGGGCGGGAGUGAGGAGCUGGGAGACGGACUCGACAAACCCCUGGAAAAUGAUGCGGAGGGCGUGUGGGCCCCUGACAUUGAGCAGAGCUUCCAGGAAGCACUGGCCAUCUACCCCCCUUGUGGCCGCAGGAAGAUCAUCCUCUCCGAUGAGGGCAAGAUGUACGGACGAAAUGAGUUGAUUGCACGGUAUAUCAAACUUCGUACGGGGAAGACGAGAACCAGGAAGCAGGUUUCUAGUCACAUCCAGGUUUUAGCCCGACGGAAGGCCCGAGAGAUCCAGGUGAAGCUGAAGGUACGCUACGACCAGGCUGCAAAAGACAAGGCCCUGCAGAGUAUGGCCACCAUGUCCUCAGCUCAGAUCAUCUCACCCACAGCUUUCCAGAGCAAGAUGGCUCUUCAGGGCCUGUCUAGGCCAGCUUAUCCCACUACUGGUGGGUUUUGGCACGGGGCACUUCCGGGACAACCAGGAGGUCAUGAAGACAUUAAGCCCUUCUCCCAGCAGAGUUACACCAUGCAAGCGUCCGGACUGGCCCCCAUAACAGGUUAUGAAAGCACAGCAGGGCUGUCCAUGUCCCCCGGUGCCCCUCCUUGGCAGGGCAGAAGUAUUGCUAGCUCUAAGCUACGAAUGCUGGAGUUCUCUGCCUUCCUGGAGCAGCCUCAGGACCCAGAGACUUUCAACAAGCACCUGUUUGUGCAUAUUGGCCAGUCCAACCCCACAUACAGUGACCCUUAUCUGGAGUCAGUCGACAUCAGGCAGAUCUACGACAAGUUUCCAGAGAAGAAAGGCGGCUUGAAGGAGCUGUUCGAAAAAGGGCAACACAACGCCUUCUUUCUUGUCAAGUUUUGGGCGGAUCUUAGUGUAAACCUGCAGGACGACAGCAGCUUCUUCUACGGCGUUUCCAGCCAGUAUGAGAGUUCUGAGAACAUGAUUAUCACCUCGUCCACCAAAGUCUGCUCCUUUGGCAAGCAGGUGGUGGAGAAAGUGGAGACGGAGUAUGCACGUUUCGAGAAUGGUCGCUAUGUGUUUCGGAUCCAUCGUUCGCCACUAUGUGAAUACAUGAUCAACUUCAUUCACAAGCUUAAACACCUGCCAGAGAAGUACAUGAUGAACAGUGUACUGGAGAACUUCACUAUUCUACAGGUAGUGACAAACAGGGACACACUGGAGACCCUGCUGUGCGUCGCCUACGUCUUUGAAGUGUCCACUAGUGAGCAUGGCGCACAGCAUCAUAUCUACAGGCUAGUGAAAGACUGACGCGGUCACACAGUUGGACCUUACCUGCCAUAGACCCACUGUAGUGCCUCAGUGAGCAACAACACUCAACAAUGGACUACUUCCUCCGUGAGCUUAGAGCUGAAACCUUACAAGUCAGUCAGGAGCCCAGAGAAACACUGGCUUUGUCACAAGCCCAGAAACACAACUACUGCUGAGAGAGAGAGAGAGAGAGAGAGAGAGAGAGAGAGAGAGAGUGGGAGAGGUGGAUUUGAGACCGUGGAAGCUGAAACAGGCUUUGUGUGAUAAGCGGACGAGGAAAGAAACAGAAGAGGUCGACGAUACACUGUGGUCCCUACACCGAAGGAGCCAAACCUAGCCAACAAAACCUGCAUGAGAGCGUUGUCAUUGGUGGUGUUUUCAUCUCAUUUUUAUUAGUGCUUGUUUUUGAAUUAGAUUCUUUUAUUGCACAUGCAUGUGCAGAUGUUUGCAACACAGGAGUUUGGCUGCCUCAGGCUGCCACCUAGUGAAUUAAAUAAGAAUGGUAUUGGGGGGGGAAAAAAAGUAAUUGAAGUAAUUGAGAAUUCCUCCUUUGCACACCCAUAAAAUAUGACUGUUUUUGAUGUCAAUCAUUUGAUAUUUGAGUAAUUAUGUACAGUGCCAUUUCCGUCUCCUCUAAACUCCUCUGAGCUAUGACAAUAAGAGGCUAAAAAAAAAGAUUUAAAAGAGCUAUUGUAGUCACUAGUUUAAUGUUAUUUGUUUAUUUGUGUCUAGUGUUGUCUUACUGUUUUUGGUCAAAAACCUACCUGGCUUUAACAAAAGGCACAUAAUAAUUCUGCUAACUUGAACCAGAUUUGGAUCUGAAGUUGUCUUUGACUGUAACUUGCCCUGAAGUGUCGGAUGAAAAUACAAGUAUUUCUUACGUAACUCCUCUGCUGAGUUUUGAAUUCUCUGAAAACUGCUUUGGUGUUAAACUUAAAAUUAUUCUAUAUUCAUGUUUUUUUUUUAAAAUACAUCAACUUUUUAAAAUGUAUAUCUGCACUUUUCAACAUGGUUUUAUUACAUAUACAUGGUCAGUCGCUGAGGUAUAAGAUAUAAUGUCUAAAAAGACACAAAUCUAUAUUUGGUGUAUGUUGUCAGCAAAUAAAAUAUUUAUCAUGGUGGUGAA
Molecule: messenger RNA, 2842 nt
Organism: Solea senegalensis (Senegalese sole)
Lineage: Eukaryota; Metazoa; Chordata; Actinopteri; Pleuronectiformes; Soleidae
Product: transcriptional enhancer factor TEF-3-like
Exons: 12
Coding region: 619-1716 (365 amino acids)
Biological process (GO): hippo signaling; regulation of transcription by RNA polymerase II; embryonic organ development
Cellular component (GO): transcription regulator complex
Molecular function (GO): RNA polymerase II cis-regulatory region sequence-specific DNA binding; DNA-binding transcription factor activity, RNA polymerase II-specific
Source: RefSeq, a predicted model, not a curated record